GCUCGUCGCCUAGGGACGGCUAGCACCAUCCAAGAACGGCGCGUUCGCGCUCGCGCCUCCUCCUCCUCCUCCACAUUUGCGUGCGACCGCGCGCGGCGCCCUCCCGCCGGCGGCGAUGGCGUACCGCAGGAAGCAGGGCAUCCAGCGGUCGGCCACCUUCGUCGAGGACCACCGCCAGCCGUCGUCGGGCGGCUCCGCGUCGCCGGCCAUCGCGUCCCCGCGCGCCACCCGGUUCGCCGACGACAACCGCCGCCCCGACCGCUCCUCCCACCUGGCCGCGCAGGGCAUGCUGGCGUCGUCCGCCGCGCGCGGGGGCCAGCUGCCUGCCUUCGCCGAGCGCCGCCCCGCCCCGGCGUCCCUAGUCGACGAUCCGCCGAGUGACCCUGCGCAGGCGCAGGAUCCUGUCACCCAGCUGUACACAUCGACGAGACUCUUAAACGACGAUGGGCCAAAGUACGACCUCGAGCUAUCCAGAAGAGACGACGCGAAGCAUGGAUUCUGGGGACUCGUGGCGCAGAAAGCCAAAGUAAUGCUCGACGAAAAUGGCACACCCCGAGACACUCAGGUAACAACUCUGAAACCAGAAGAAGUAGCCAGCGCCUCUUCAUAUCCGACGUGGCUCAGAAAGCCAAAGUUUGAACGACGAUCCGACGACGCCGUGUUCGGAUUUCGUUUCCCAUCCAUUUCUCCUCGCGUGAUCCUUCUGUCAGUUUGCAACGUUGCAUGCUGCUGUUCACUUCAGUUUGACCUCUGUUUUCCUGUUCUUCCCGGCGCACAAUUUCAGCCUUCUCAAUCUCGCUGGUCGUACGACCGGGUCCGAAGUUCGGAGAGCCCUGCGUCACAGAAAGGGUCAAAAGGGAGGCUCGACAUCGGAGGAAAGAUCAAGAACGCCCUUGAAGAGGGCCUGACGGUGGCCGAGAGCAAAGCUGGCGGCGGCAGCGACGUCGUCGUUGCCCGGAGGCUGCAGAUCAGGAGGAAGGCGUGCAGCAUGGACCUGCGCGGCACGAACCUGAGCCUGGCCAGCCCCGACAUGUCGCCGAUGCUGUCCGACUCGGAGUCCCCUCAGAUCAAGGCUUCUCGCGACGUAGCGAACGCCAUGGCCGCCAAGGUGAAGCUGCUGCAGCGGGAGCUGAAGACGGUGAAGGCCGACCUGGCCUUCUCCAAGGAGCGGUGCGCGCAGCUGGAGGAGGAAAACCGGCUGCUCCGGGGCGGCAACCACGACGCCGACGAGGACCUGAUACGGCAGCAGCUGGAGACGCUGCUCGUGGAGAAGGCGCGGCUGGCGAACGAGAACACGGUGUACGCCCGCGAGAACCGGUUCCUGCGGGAGAUCGUCGAGUACCACCAGCUGAACAUGCAGGACGUUGUCAACCUCGACGACGACAUCGAGGAAGAAGACGAGUACGAGGGCGAAGUGGAGGCCGAGCAGUACGGCGAUUUCCUCACCUCCUCGCCGUCCCACCGUGUGCAGGAAACGGAGUACCUACCGGCCGGCCCGGGCACUGCCCCCCAGUCGCCCUCUCGGCACACAGAGUCGCCGCGGAUGCUGAGCACCAACAGCGGCAGCACCGUUGACAACAAGUCGCCACGGAUUCUGAGCACCAACAGCGGUGGCACCAUUGACAACGAGUCGCCGAUGCGCCGGAGCUUCAAGGAUGAUGGUUCGUCGCCAGAAACGACGAGCGACGGUUGAGGAAAGGCGUUCUGUGUUGCGGAAGCUGUAGUGCAUGUAUGCAGAGGAUAUAAUUUGUUGUUAUUGGGAUAUUGUUGCAUGUAAUUCCUAGUACAUCUGAUC
This is a messenger RNA of Phragmites australis (common reed), 1795 nucleotides long. RefSeq lists its product as uncharacterized. The transcript is spliced from 5 exons. NCBI's taxonomy places the organism in Eukaryota, Viridiplantae, Streptophyta, Magnoliopsida, Poales, Poaceae. The record is from RefSeq and is a predicted model, not a curated record. Bases 116 to 1693 code for a protein of 525 amino acids.